Molecule: messenger RNA, 2194 nt
Organism: Pseudonaja textilis
Lineage: Eukaryota; Metazoa; Chordata; Lepidosauria; Squamata; Elapidae
Product: OX-2 membrane glycoprotein-like
Biological process (GO): heterotypic cell-cell adhesion; negative regulation of neuroinflammatory response
Cellular component (GO): cell surface; neuronal cell body; axon
Molecular function (GO): cell-cell adhesion mediator activity
Source: RefSeq, a predicted model, not a curated record
CAAAACACUGUCCUAUAUUUGAGCAAUUUAUUUUUUACUUGCACUCAAAAAUAUGUAAGGGUGACAGUCACCAACAGUGGUGACAAUAGGUGCAGCACCAAGCUGACUGCUGAUUUUGAAAAGGUAAGUAGAUGACCACUUGGCUAUGAUAUCUUAGGAAAAUCAAACUUUAUAGACUGAAAAAUGAAAUACUCCCAGAAGAAGGCAAAAGCUAACCACUUCUCUUUUAGGGUUAAAAGAAAGCACCAUAAAGCUGCAACAGACUCACAGGAGACCUGACGUUAAGGGAGGACAGAAGGGUAUAACGCUUUCUUGGUUAAGCACUUUGGAAGUUCUGCAAAAAAUAACUUUUCUGGAGCCUUUUUAAAAUGCUGGAUUGGACAAAGGCAGAAUUUGUGUAAUCCUUCCAGACUAUCGUUUUCAUCAAUUUAUUCUUCAAUUUACAGAAGGCUGCAAAAGGAAGUUGAUUUGUUGCAGAGUGGCAGACUUGCUGCCCUAUUAGACUUAAUACAUAAAAAGGUAAUAAUCAGAGAAAUAGAAAUGUGAUAAAAUUAGACUAUGAAAAGUAUGAAAAACUAACUAUAACGAAAACACUUGUAUUAGCUGCAACAAUGAUAAACAUUACUGAUUCUGGAGCUUCCUUCUUUUAAAUUAUUUCUUCCAUUUCUCAACAAACCACUCCACAUCUUUCAUUUUUAUAAAACCAUAAAAUAUCAAGAUUGGAAAGAAUUGUAGACACUCUGAAUUCCAACUCUAAGUUUAGUCAUUUUCUGAAACAACACCAAUUGUGCUUUGUCUUUACAUGAUGGCCUUCAGUUAGGUAAAGACAGCUGUCGUGUCUCUUACAGUGUUCCAACUAUCCAUAUGUUUUCCUUUCAGGCCACUUCUCAUCUUGUUUGUUCUCAUCUGGAUAUAUUUCAGUGUGGCACAGAAGUGAUUUACAGGCCUGUUCAAACUAUCACAACUGGAAAAAAUGUGACUCUGUUCUGUCAGCUGGCCAAAAAUCAUGACAUUAUUCAGGUCACCUGGCAAAAAAACCAAACCAACAUAGCAACUUACAGCAAAGCUUAUGGAGCUAAAAUACUGAGUAACCAGAGCAAUAUCCAUCUUUCCCAGAGUGAUUUGACUUUUUCUGCCAUCACUUUCAAUGGGGUGACAUUCAAGGAUGAAGACUGUUACAGUUGUAUCUUCAAUACAUUUCCCUUAGGACCUAUUUCAGGCAAGACAUGUCUCAAAGUCUAUGCUCUAACAGAACCUGAAAUAAAUGUAAGACAAGUUCCUAAUCUGGAUAAUAUGGAAAAAAUAAGAGAAAUAAACUGUUCGGUAACAGGAAGACCAACUCCAGUAAUUACCUGGAAGAUGAAGAAACCUCUUCAGAUAAAGCCAAAAUCACAUAUGAUUUCACACUCAAAUAAGACAGUAACUGUUAUCAGCACGUUUACUCAAGUCUUGUCCAAGACAGUCUCAGAAAAUUCAGUAAUCUGUGUUAUUCAACAUCCAUCUCUAAACACUUCACAAGAGUUGAUGUUAUCUGAAAUUGUAAGCAAACAAGCCCCAAACAAACAUCAAAGAAUUGUUAUUGCAACUGUCUGUAUACUGGUUUCCCUAUUUGUCCUUGGGUUAUUUAUCUUUUUCAUAUGCUGGUAUAGGAGACGAGCACUAAUAGAAAAAGAGCAAGAUCUUCCAUGCUGGGUUGUUCCACUUUGUUCUGGAAAAACAUCAUGUAGAAAAAAUGGCUACACAAAGAGAAAGGCCCCUAUGAAAUCACUUGCUGAAAGAAAGUUUCUGGACACAUGAAACAUUUCUAUACAAAACAUGAAAUCACAUGAUGGAAAGGCAUGAACACAUAGCUCUGAGCAUAGACAGGAGCAUGCAACCAGCAGGCUGGUUAGCACCUAAAGGACCUCUCCUUGCCUUUUAAUUAAUUUUCAGCAUUCUUUGCCUCUUUUAAAUAUUAUAUAUAGUUUUUAUGCUUUUAAUAUUAUAUUUGUAUACUGCCCAGACUCCUUCUGUGAGAGAGAUGGGUGAUUCCUAAAUAUACUAAAUAAAUAAAUAAAAACAAUAAUAUUUUCCCUAUGAAUACUCCUUAUUCUGGAUUUUUUUUUCCAAAUUAGGUAUUGCCUAUGUGUUUACAAUUAAUGUUUAUGAGCCAUACUCUAUGUAAGGCAUACUGAUAACCAGAAACAAAGCUAAA